Messenger RNA from Camelina sativa (false flax), 1211 nucleotides. Lineage: Eukaryota; Viridiplantae; Streptophyta; Magnoliopsida; Brassicales; Brassicaceae. The record is from RefSeq and is a predicted model, not a curated record.
GUUCUUCGUUAAAAAAAAAAAGAAUUUUUUUCUCCCAAAUUAGAUUUCUUCUUCUAAUCUCGUGAUCGAUCGAAGAUUUAUUCUGUAGAUCAAUCUAGGGUUUAUGAUGGUACUUGAAGGAUGCUUGAUUCGGCGUUAAACUGGUUGAAUCGUCUGGGUUCCUUCUUCUUUUUGUCCUGGUGAAUGGGUUUGAAGAUUGUCUCCGCAUGAAACAUUCUUCGAGGUGUGUAAAUCUUUGUUAUUACUAUCGUAUUUGGAUGAUGUUUGAUUCGGCGUACAACUGAGUUCUUUCUUCUUCGUCCUGGUGAUAAUUGGGUUUCCAGGAUUACUUGAAAGCAUUCUUACUGAAGCCAUGUUUGAGAUUCCAGAUGAUAAAAAGGGAGAUGAAAGAAUCGACGCGGUUAUUUUAGAUGAGGAAUUAACAGGCUCAGAAGCUUCUCGUGGUUGCACAGCAAAAGUACUUAAAGUAGACGGGGCUUUUGAGCGGUACCUCAGCGAGAACAAGUCAAAAGAUGCUACAGAAGCAACGCUGCAGAUGAGUGAGCUACAGAACCGGUUAGAUGCAGAGUUUCUAUUGGCUCAGAUGUGUUCUGUCAAGUUCAAAGAAUGGAUAGUUGUUCUUGCCACUCUAUUACAACGGUCCGAGGUUCUUUAUGAUAUUUUCCGGUAUGAUCUACGGUUGUGGAAAGCAUAUAGUAUGACAUUACAGUCUCACCUGGGUUUCGCUCAGUACCAUGACUUGCUUCAGAUUUUAGAGGAUAAACUGUCAGCGACCGUCGGAGAAGAAAGCAAUAGAGACAUAAUCAUUUUUUCUUCAUAUAUAUAAAAUAAAAUUUACGGAUAAACGAGUAAAACCGGGAGAGAGACAACAGUCGGAGUUGUGUUUUGCAACCAUAUCUCUUUUGCUAAGUGAGCAGGUCCCUUUUGCUGGGAAGGACUUGUCUGUGAGCAAUUUUGUGAGGGACAGCAAAACUAUGCUUUUGGGACUCUCUGAUGGAUGUUUAUAUAGUAUUUCCUGGAAAGGAGAGUUUGGUGGAGCUUUCAGUAUUGGCUUCCAUUCUUCUGAUAGCAACAAUGAUAGACUCUUGUCCUACACUUUUGGUAAUGGGCUAGUUUCUGGAGUAGCUUCGGAAACACUUGCAUCUGAUGAUGAUUUCUCAACAGAGUCGGCUAUUGUUCAGCUAUUGGUUAAGAUUCUUAAUAGUUUAUUC